GCCGCUCGCCCGCACUUCCGCGGCGGCGGCGGGCGAAUCCCAAAAUCCUAUGGUAACUACCUCUGGUUUUUAAAAUCCUAAGCCAGACAAAUCCAAAUACUAGAGGAGAGAAACUUGACAUGGGGAAAAACACCAUGAGGCUUCUCUGUGCUUCCCUUUCUCUUGCCAUGGUAUGCUGGCUAGCUGAAAGUACCCUGUCAAAAACAGAUGCAAAGAAAGGUGCUACAAAAAAACUGGAGGAAAAGAAGCUGCAUUCUGAUAAAAAUGUUCAGGACCGGGGAUUGGUAGUUGUGGAUCCAAAAGCAAAGGAUAUUAUACUGGAACAUAAAAGUUAUUGCUCCAAGAUGAAGGAACGACAUUUCUCAGGAGAUGUUCUGGGAUAUAUUACUCCUUGGAAUAACCAUGGCUAUGACAUUGCUAAAAUAUUUGGAAACAAAUUUACACUAAUCUCACCAGUUUGGUUACAAGUGAAGAGGAGAGGGAAGGAAAGGUUCCAAUUCACUGGGCUCCAUGAUGCUGAUCAAGGCUGGAUGAAAGAUGUGAGAAAAACCUCCAGAAACAUAAAAAUAGUGCCUCGAAUUUUGUUUGAUGGCUGGACUUACCAAGACUUUGAGAGUGUUUUUGGCAGUGAAGAUGAGAUAGAGGAACUUUCCAAGAACAUGGUUCUGCUAGCCAAGAAUGAAAAUUUUGAUGGUUUUGUAGUUGAAGUGUGGAGUCAACUGGGAAAUCAAAAGCAAACGGAGUUGAUUCACUUGCUCACUCACCUUUCUGAAGCUCUGCAUGAAGCACAACUUAAACUUAUACUGGUCAUCCCUCCUGCAGUUGCAGCAGGGACCAACCAGCCAGGAAUGUUCACAAAGAAAGAAUUUGAUCAGUUGGCCUCAUCAAUAGACAGCUUCAGUCUCAUGACGUAUGACUAUUCGGCACCACAUCGACCUGGUCCAAAUUCCCCCCUUCCCUGGGUACGAGCUUGUGUUGAAGUACUGGAUCCUGAUUCAAAAUGGAGGAAUAAAAUACUUUUAGGACUGAAUUUCUAUGGCAUGGACUAUUCUGCUUUGGAAACCUCUGGGGAGCCAAUCCUUGGCAGCAGGUACAUUGAAACCUUGAAGGAACACAAGCCAAAAAUUGUCUGGGAUGAAAAAAUUGCUGAACACUACUUUGAAUACAAAAAGUAAGUUACAUUUAUUAACUUACCAUUCUGCAAAUAUUUUUGGGCAUGGGCCAAUGGCUGCAGUGUGCAGCUGAAUCCAGAAAAUGGAAAUUCUGCUGAUUGUGAUCUGUUUGUCAACACUGAACUGCAGCAUAAAAGAGUGUUUUGGGUGAGAGGGGAAAAUCAAAGAAGGAUUAAUGAAAUUACAUAAACUAGAAUAAUCUUUAGAAGAGAAGUCUGAUGAGUCAUAUCUUUAGAAAUUAUCCAUCAAAGUUAUCUAUUAAGUGUCAGUUAAUCAGAGGCUCUGAGAUGAGUACUGGGAGCCAUAUAAUAACUCAGCCAAAAAUAGUUCUGAGAAAAAUCUAUGGUACAAGAGCCUGGUUUCACAAGUCUUACUGCUAAGAUUAUUUAAGUGAAGAACUUCCACUAGAUGGAAUAGACUGUAAAGAAAUGUAAUAGAUGUAAAACU
Messenger RNA from Lonchura striata (white-rumped munia), 1619 nucleotides. Lineage: Eukaryota; Metazoa; Chordata; Aves; Passeriformes; Estrildidae. The record is from RefSeq and is a predicted model, not a curated record.